This is a messenger RNA of Halichondria panicea, 1307 nucleotides long. Its product is annotated as cyclin-dependent kinase 7-like. Gene Ontology annotation, cellular component: nucleus; transcription factor TFIIK complex; transcription factor TFIIH holo complex. The record is from RefSeq and is a predicted model, not a curated record. Gene Ontology annotation, molecular function: ATP binding; RNA polymerase II CTD heptapeptide repeat kinase activity; cyclin-dependent protein serine/threonine kinase activity. The transcript has a single exon. Bases 93 to 1079 code for a protein of 328 amino acids. Gene Ontology annotation, biological process: positive regulation of transcription by RNA polymerase II; protein phosphorylation. Lineage: Eukaryota; Metazoa; Porifera; Demospongiae; Suberitida; Halichondriidae.
CUGUUGACAAGUUGAUGAUUUUUGUGUUUCCUGUGUUGUGAUUGCAAACUCAGCAGAAGGGUGUGGUCAAGCUACAGAGCUCACAUGGCGGGAUGACCAAGCGGUACAGAAAGAUAGACUUCCUUGGAGAAGGACAAUUUGCUACUGUGUACAAGGCUGAAGACACAGAAGAUCAUGGGCAGAUUGUUGCAGUUAAGAAAAUCAAAUUGGGUAUUACCUCUGAGGCCAAGGAUGGGAUUAAUAGGACUGCUCUUCGAGAGAUCAAAUUACUCCAAGAACUUAGCCAUCCAAAUAUAAUCAGCCUUAAGAAUGUAUUCGGACAUAAAUCAAAUAUCAGUUUAAUCUUCGAUUACAUGGAUACAGACCUCGAAAUGAUUAUUCGUGAUCCCACCAUUAUCCUAUCCCCGGCGAACAUCAAGGCAUAUCUGGUAAUGAUGUUGCAGGGACUAGAAUACCUUCACAAGUACUGGAUUCUUCAUCGCGAUUUGAAGCCUAACAACCUCCUAAUUAAUAAUGUUGGUGUGCUUAAAAUCACCGAUUUUGGAUUGGCCAAGGCGUUUGGGAGCCCAUCAAGACCUCUAACUCAUCAUGUAGUUACCCGAUGGUACAGAAGCCCUGAGCUUUUAUUUGGUGCACGGUUGUAUGGUACUGGUGUAGACAUUUGGGCUUUAGGCUGCAUUGCCGCUGAGCUAACGAUAGGAGCACCUUUCCUACCUGGUGAUACAGACCUGUCUCAGCUCACAAAGAUAUUUGAGGUACGAGGAACACCCUCAGAGGAAACAUGGCCUGGGGUGACAAAACUGCCUGAUUUUGUGAAAUACAAUGAAAUGUCUGGUAUUUCAUCUGAAGAGAUCUUUACAGCUGCCAGCAAUGACCUAAUUCAACUGUUAGAUUGGUGUCUCACAUUGGAUCCUUCAAAGAGAUGCACAGCAACUCAAGCACUGAAGAGCGACUAUUUUAGCAAUACCCCUGCACCUACUCCCGGCUCCCAGCUACCACUGCCCAAGACAAAGGAUGAGAAGAGAGUGGAGAGAGUCAAUGUCGUUAAAAGAGGACUGUUCAAAACUCCUCCUAAGUAACACCCUAGAGUAAGCAUUGUUUUAAGUAAUAAUGCAUAAGCAGCUAUAUCGUGAAUGUGAACACUUCCCGGUAUGUCCAUCCUAAUGCAUAUAAUUACCUUUAGCUAGUCCCUAUAGAUAAAUCUACGGUUAUACUCACCUGUGAUACUUGUUUUUGUUGCUUCAAUAAUACCCUAUUCAUUGAUUGUUAUGAAUAUCUAAUGAAUUAUUGUCUGUUGUGUUGUCAAG